AUGAAAUAUCAAAAAAUUAUUUCAAUUUAUACGCGAAAAUUUACGAAUUUACGACACAUUUAUUAUCGACAAUAUGUCACAACUACCAAGAAGCCAAUUUAUAUUACAACGCCAAUUUUUUAUGUUAAUGCAAUACCACAUAUAGGGCACUUAUAUUCAGCAGUAAUGGCUGAUAGUCUAAAACGAUAUUAUGAACUGAAAGGUCAUAAAGUAAUUUUUAGCACAGGAACUGAUGAACAUGGUUUAAAGAUUAAACAAGCUGCAGCAAAAGACAAUAUUAAUCCGCAAGAAUUUUGCGAUAAAGUUUCUAAUAAAUUUAAGGAACUUUUCGAUACUGCAAACAUCAGUUAUACAAAUUUUAUACGUACUACAGAACAAACGCAUAAGGAUGCCGUGAAAAAUUUUUGGAUGCGUCUCAUGAAAAACGGAUUCAUCUAUAAAGGCAAGCAUGAAGGUUGGUAUUCAGUAUCUGAUGAAGCCUUUUAUAGCACUUCUCAAGUUCAGGAAAUUCAGAAUCCCAAUUCAGAAGAUAAAUCCAUGAUAGCAAUUGAAUCUGGACAACCGGUAGAAUGGACAACUGAAGAAAAUUAUAAGUUUCGCCUAUCGGAAUUCCAAGAUAGGCUAAAAAGGUGGUUGGAUGAAAAUCCUCAAGUCAUUGUUCCUUCUAAUAAAUUUAAUGAGGCUAAAGCUUGGAUUGAUAGUGGAUUGACUGAUUUGUCGAUAUCUAGACCACAUUCUAGACUAGAUUGGGGAGUUGAAGUUCCAGGAGAUUCAGAGCAGACAGUCUACGUUUGGCUAGAUGCUUUGAUUAAUUAUCUUACGGUGAAUGGGUUCCCUUGGCAACAUGAAGAUAUGAACGGAUGGCCCGCUGAUAUUCACGUUGUAGGAAAAGAUAUCUUGAGGUUUCAUGCGGUAUUUUGGCCUGCAUUUUUGAUGGCAGCAGAUUUACCACUUCCUCAAAAAAUUUUAGCUCAUUCACAUUGGACAAUGAAAAAACAAAAAAUGUCAAAAAGUCGUGGUAAUGUGGUUGAUCCUAUUAAAGUAAUGAAUGAUUAUGGAGUUGAUACAGUUCGUUAUUAUUUGAUGAGAGAUGGCGGUAUAAGUGAUGAUGGAGAUUAUUCGGAUAAUAAUAUAAAAGAACGACAUCGAAAAGACUUAGCAGGGCAGCUUGGAAAUCUUUUUUCACGUAGCAUUUCUCCUGCUCUAAAUCCUUCAUUGGUUGUUCCAUCACCAAUUAAAUUUUCUAACGGAGUAACUGAGAAGGACGCUAGUUUAUAUAAUAAAUUACAAAACCUGUCAGAUCUCGUAGAUAAGCAUUUUCAAGAUAUGGAAUUUGGAAAGGGUUUAUCCCUUAUUUUUGAAGCCGUUGCAGAAGCUAACAAACAUUUUACGAAUAAUGAGCCUUGGAAAUUGAAAAGUGAUUCUGAUCAAAAAGAAACCGUUAAUAAUGUAUUAUUUUAUGCUGCAGAAACAGCAAGAAUUUCAGGAAUUUUAUUACAACCAAUUAUGCCAACAAAAAUGACUGAAUUAUUGAAUAACCUUGGAAUACAAAAAGAACAAAGAACUUGGGAAUAUUCUAAAUUUGGUAAAGGAUGGAAUAUAAAAAAUAAUCGUGAUAUAUUAAUAUUUUAUCGGGGCGAUAAUAACGGAAUUUUAUUUCCAAAACUUAAAUUAUCAUCACAAUAA
Funneliformis geosporum is the source of this 1686-nucleotide messenger RNA. The record is from the annotation of a GenBank genome assembly. Lineage: Eukaryota; Fungi; Glomeromycota; Glomeromycetes; Glomerales; Glomeraceae.